AUGGUGACAACAGCCCAAGACAUUAUCGACCGCCAUGCGGCAACUCUCAAAGAGCACAAGCCGAUCCCUACCUUUGCCGAAAUGCAAGAACGAAAGCUUGAGAUGCCACACAUCUUGAUCAUCAGUUGCGCUGAUCCACGCUGUAUUCCGGAGAACAUCUUCAACUUGAAGACUGGAGAAGUCGUUGUCUGCCGAGUUGCUGGUGGAAAUGCCCAGCUCGCCGUCAACUCCCUCCUCUCCAUUGACACUCUCCUGAAUUUCACCGAUGUCAUCAUUGUCCAGCACACCAACUGCGGGGCAACCAUGUACAGAGACAACGUGGUCAAAGGGGAAUUGAGGAAACGGGCCCCGAAUCUUGAGGCAGAGAUUAACAAUAUGGAGUUUUACGAGAUCACGGGUUCUCUCCAAGCAAAUGUGAAGAAGAGCAUGACGUUCUUGAAAGAAUCCCCUUUUGUUCCGGAGUCGCUGAAAUCCAACAUUCGGGGAUUUGUCUUCCACCUUGACAGCGGGGAGCUCGAGGAAGUCACCUUGUAA
Molecule: messenger RNA, 534 nt
Organism: Fonsecaea multimorphosa CBS 102226
Lineage: Eukaryota; Fungi; Ascomycota; Eurotiomycetes; Chaetothyriales; Herpotrichiellaceae
Exons: 6
Coding region: 1-534 (177 amino acids)
Molecular function (GO): carbonate dehydratase activity; zinc ion binding
Source: RefSeq, a predicted model, not a curated record